This is a messenger RNA of Nothoprocta perdicaria, 2855 nucleotides long. RefSeq names its product solute carrier family 2, facilitated glucose transporter member 5-like. The record is from RefSeq and is a predicted model, not a curated record. NCBI's taxonomy places the organism in Eukaryota, Metazoa, Chordata, Aves, Tinamiformes, Tinamidae. Gene Ontology annotation, biological process: monosaccharide transmembrane transport. Gene Ontology annotation, molecular function: hexose transmembrane transporter activity. Bases 140 to 1696 code for a protein of 518 amino acids. Gene Ontology annotation, cellular component: membrane. The transcript has 12 exons.
GCAGGCGCCCGUCGUUGAUUGGAUGCUUCCUCGGAGGUCGUGGGGAGGAUUUUCUGUCUACGUUGGGUGUUUCCCUUCCCUGCAUAAUCUGUUUUGGCUAUAAAAGCCUGCGCUCAGCAUCUGCCAUUCGAGUGCCAAAAUGAAGCUGAAAAGGAGCAAAGAGAGCUCCUGCUCCAGCGACGCUCCGAGGGGGAAAAUGACCCUUCUGCUUGCAAUGGUGACGCUGAUAUCCGCCUUCGGGUCCUCUUUCCAGUACGGCUACAACGUGUCUGUGAUCAACUCUCCAGCGCCGUACAUGCAAGUCUUCUACAACCUCACCUACCUGGAGAGGAACAAAAAGCCCAUGGACAGCAACUUGCAGACGCUGCUGUGGUCUGUCACCGUGUCCAUGUUCCCCCUGGGAGGCUUCUUUGGAUCGCUCAUGGUGGGGCCGCUGGUUAACAAGUGUGGCCGCAAGGGCACCUUGCUGAUAAAUAACGCCUUCUCCAUCAUUGCUGCAAUCCUCAUGGGAACCUCAGAGGUGGCAAAAACCUUCGAAGUCAUCAUCCUUUCCCGUAUCAUCAUGGGAAUAUAUGCUGGCCUGGCCUCCAAUGUGGUUCCCAUGUUCCUGGGAGAAAUGUCCCCCAGAAACCUGAGAGGUGCUGUUGGGAUUGUACCCCAGCUCUUCAUCACCAUUGGGAUCCUCAUAGCUCAGGUCCUCGGGCUUAACAGCCUCCUUGGGAAUGCCAAAGGCUGGCCGGUGCUGCUGGGGCUCACUGGGAUCCCGUCGCUAAUUCAGCUCCUUAUCCUGCCCUUCUUCCCCGAGAGUCCCAGAUACCUGCUCAUACAAAAGGGCGAUGAAGAGCAAGCUCGGCAAGCGCUGCAGAAGUUGCGAGGCUGGGAUGAUGUAGAUGAUGAGAUAGAAGAAAUGCGCCAGGAAGACCGAUCAGAAAAGGAAGAAGGACACAUCUCUGUGCUCAGCCUGUUUACCGUCAGAGGCCUCAGGUGGCAGCUCAUCUCCAUCAUUGUCAUGAUGAUGGGCCAACAGCUCUCGGGGAUUAACGCGGUCUUCUACUACGCAGACAGAAUCUUCUUGUCAGCAGGUGUGGACAAAAAUAGCGUUCAAUACGUUACCGUCUCCAUAGGGGCCAUCAACGUUGUCAUGACUUUACUUGCUGUUUUCAUUGUGGAGUCACUGGGGAGGAGAAUCCUCCUCCUUGCUGGCUUUGGGAUGUGCUGUGUCUCCUGCGCGGUGUUAACACUGGCCCUCAACCUCCAGACAAGUCUCUCGUGGAUGUCCUACAUCAGCAUAGCGUGUGUCAUUGUUUACAUCAUUGGACAUGCUACUGGAGCCAGUCCGAUUCCCUUUGUGAUGAUCACGGAGAUGUUCCUGCAGUCGUCCCGGCCUGCAGCGUUCAUGGUGGGUGGAUCUGUGCACUGGCUGUGCAACUUCACCGUGGGGCUUGUGUUCCUCUAUAUGGAGGCUGGACUGGGGGCCUACAGCUUCCUCAUCUUCUGUGCCAUCUGCCUGGCCACUAUAGUUUACAUCUUCAUCAUUGUCCCCGAGACGAAGAACAAAACCUUCGUGGAAAUCAACAGGAUCAUGGCCAAGAGGAACAAGGUGGAGUUUCAGUCUGAGAAAGAGGAGCUCAAGGAUUUCAAGACUGUUCCAGGAGAGCAGGCAGGAAAGAGUGAAGUCUCCCAGAGCCAGCUGUGAUGCCACCCAGCAUUUGGCCUGGCCCAAGAACGUGCAGGAUCGCCCGGAGAACAGCGACUUGCCCUGGUCCUGAUCUUGAACUUGGACUUUUGGCACACUUGGUGCAGCAGGAGCUUGCAAAGAAGGCAGAGCUUAUGCCAAGUCUUAGCUGCUCGGUGUUCUCUGGGAUGGAGAGAGAAUGGGUUGUGCUGAGAGAUGCUGUUAGAUGGGCUGAUGUAGCUUUUAUCCUGUCCACUCUUGUCCUCCUUUCGGGUGAUUUGCAGGACUGUGAGCUUGGGAAGGCUCAACACACCUGCCCCGCUCACCAAAUUUGCCUUCAAAUCAAACGUAGCCCUCAGCUGUUACAGAAAAGUCCUCCUUGAGAUUUUUUUUUCUUGUGCCUAGGACUCUUCCUCUAGAUUUGGACUGAUGCUCGUUCACAGUCGGUCUCUACUCGCUUGCUCCUGUGGCACUGUAGUCCUUGGGAAUGGCCUCUCUGCUGUGUGCAUCUCAGCUGACAAAGAGCAACAGUCCCUCUCCUAAAUCCCAAUACCCUCCAUAUUCCUUCCCUGGAGCUGUGACACCUAGUGCUCCUCCUGUCCCGAGAGGCGCGUGGUCCUGAAGACCAUAAGAACCUCCGUGCUGCGUUGCUGGGGCCGAGCUCAGGCUGGUGUCAGGGCAAUGACCACAGCUCUGCAGCCCCUUUCCAGCUGUGGCCAUCAUGUCUUUGUACCUCUGGUUUGGGGCUCUUGCACUGAGUUGCUUGAAGCUGGAGUUUCCAAAGAGCUCAGCUCGCAGGUGUCUGAAACUUGUCUGGGGGAAAAAAAGGCUCUUGGUCCUUCUAAAGCGUUUUCUGAGGGCACAGCUCCACCUGAAGGCUGAAGCGGUUUGGGAAAGCUCUGCAGCCGGAGAACUAGUGCUGGCUCUCAGAAGAAAGUACAGUGCACGUGAGAAAUGAAAGAUUGGUUAAGAUAUUUAUUGAUUUCAUGUUUUGAGGGUUAAUGACAGCAUAAUUUCCCUCUGCAAGGGCAAAAAAAGUCAAUUCUUCAGCAGGCUGCUGCUGACUUUGCACUGCUGAUGGGGAUGGUCCUUCGCAUGAUGCACUUUUGUACCCUCAAAAGGAAAGGAGCUUCAUCCCUGCCCUCAAACUCCUCCUGUGAUAUCUUUUGCUUGAAAGAGG